Aureobasidium vineae is the source of this 276-nucleotide messenger RNA. The record is from the annotation of a GenBank genome assembly. Lineage: Eukaryota; Fungi; Ascomycota; Dothideomycetes; Dothideales; Saccotheciaceae.
AUGUCUGACAACAACAACUCUGCCCAGCAGCCCAAGCAGGGCGGUGGCCUCUUGGCACUCUCGGUAACGCUGCUGGCGGUCUCGCUUCUGGCGUUGGAGACUGAUCCAUCAUCGUUAGGCACCGUCAAUACCGUCGGAGGUGUCGUUGGCAACGUCGGACGCGGUGUCGGAAAAACCCUUUCUGAUGCCUCUUCCGGACUCGAGAACACGGCCAAGGGUGCCGGUGGUAGCAUCAAUGAUGUUACUGGAGCUAAGAGCCAGCCUCAGAAGAAGUAA